CUUGACAGAUUGCACACUGAACGCUGGGAUAUUUGCUUGUUGAAAUUUUCUAAUUGCGAUAUUUCUCAGAUUAUUCUCCAAUAUUUAUCGAAUUCGCACAAUUCGCAUAUAUUUCCCCACUAGUAAGUUGUCCAUAAGACAAUGUCGGAAUUCGUGUGGGCGGUGAAGAAUGGAGACUUGUAUCAAGUGAAAGAUUUUAUAGAGAAGAAGGGUGUGGACGUCAACAAAGAUAUUGAUGGUCGGCGCCCCAUUCACUUUGCUGCCGACUAUGGACAGACGGAAGUGCUGGAAUACUUGAUUACGAAAGGGGCUGAUGUCAACGCUCGUGAUAAGCAUGGUAUUUCUGCCCUAUUGGCGGCAAUCUGGGAGGGACACACGAGCUGCGUGAAAACACUCUUGAGACAAGGUGCCAGCAAAGAAGGUUCCGCUCCUGAUGGCACAAGUUACCGGGAUGCAGCUGAGAAGCCAGAAAUUAAAGAACUACUCUCCUAAUCCAGUCCCAAAGUGGACAUAUUUUGAUUUUCUUAUUUUCCAAAACUGACUGCCUUGGGAAUCUUCCAGGAAUUUGUCUCUUGAGGGAUUGUCAGGAAUAUUUUGUUUGCAUUUUCAUCAUAAAAGUAUUUAUCUUUCAUAGAAUUAUACAAAUAAUAGGAUGCAUCAAUUAUAUAUUUUAAGCUUUUUAUAUUCAAAAAAAGACGAGAAAAAAAUUUUA
This is a messenger RNA of Phlebotomus papatasi, 712 nucleotides long. RefSeq names its product myotrophin-like. The coding region runs from base 142 to 492 and encodes 116 amino acids. The transcript is spliced from 3 exons. Gene Ontology annotation, biological process: regulation of barbed-end actin filament capping. Gene Ontology annotation, cellular component: nucleus; cytoplasm. NCBI's taxonomy places the organism in Eukaryota, Metazoa, Arthropoda, Insecta, Diptera, Psychodidae. The record is from RefSeq and is a predicted model, not a curated record. Gene Ontology annotation, molecular function: protein binding.